This is a messenger RNA of Helianthus annuus (common sunflower), 1569 nucleotides long. RefSeq names its product sporozoite surface protein 2-like. NCBI's taxonomy places the organism in Eukaryota, Viridiplantae, Streptophyta, Magnoliopsida, Asterales, Asteraceae. The coding region runs from base 1 to 1569 and encodes 522 amino acids. The transcript is spliced from 2 exons. The record is from RefSeq and is a predicted model, not a curated record.
AUGCUGGUCGAUGAACCAGAGGAAGAUGAAAUAGAAGCUGAUGUUGAAAGAGAUCAAGAUCAAAUGUCUCCCGAGACUGAACAUCUGUUGAAAGAUAUUGAUUAUGGUUUGGAAACUGAAAAGGCAGGUGGUGAGGAAGGUGACGAUGAAAGAAAGAGCUCAUCUCAUUCAGAUUCAGAAGUUGAUGAAACUGAACAUUGGAAAAAAGUUAUGUCAGAUAAAGAAAAACAUAAGAAAAGAAAGAGGAGUGGAGAUGACAAUGAUGAUCUGUAUAUUCCAUCACCAGAGCAUGUCCAAGAAGUUCAAACACCACCAUCAUCUAGAGGUAGGAAGAAAUCUAAUUCAAGAAAACAUGUUAAAUCUCCUGCAGCGCGAAGGUUGAAAAUCUUGCUGAAAUCAAAACCUAUCCAGGAACCAAGUCAACCACCUUCAACACCACCUGAACCACAACAACAAUCAUCACCAAAACAACCUUCACCACCACCUGAACCACAACAACAAUCAUCACCAAAACAACCUACACCACCACAUCAACCAUCACCACCUCAAUCGCUUCCACAACUUCAUAUUUCUACACCUACAAAUGAACAACCUGUUGUCACCUCACCACAUAUCCUACAAACACCACCAACUUCACAACCACCAGUACAAACGACUCCUGGAUCUUCUGGUUUCAAAGACUUCCCAAAUGUUCCAGAGAAUAUACCUCUUGAAGAUAUUGGAGAUUUUAGUUUUGUGAAUGGCGAGCAUGUGAAGAAGUUACAACAGAAAGUGGAUGAAGUGUUGAUUGAGAAAAAGAAGCUAGAAAAGCGUGUCAAAAGAGUUGAAGCCGAUCAAGAUGAUAUUGACAUAUUGAAAGUUCGAAUUGCAGAGUUGGAAGAGGAAAAGGCUCGUAGAGAUGAGCAAAAUGAAAAUUUCAAGCUAAAGAACAAAGAGUUAGAGGCUACCAAUGCAAAGAAAGAGCAUGAAAUGUAUAUGAUGAAUAAAGUAUUGGAGAACUUGAUUGGGAAGCCUGUUGAACAAAGAUUUGAAGAAAUCGAGCUUGAAGAAGUCAGAGCACGACGUAAGGCUGAGAUUGAAGCAGAAAUGCAGAACAAGGGUAAAGGUGUUCAAGUUGAAGGUGUUAUUGAAGUAACUGAAAGGGCAGUCGUUCCAUCUAUAGUUUCUGAAUCACCUAUUCAAAAUCCUUGUCCUAUAUAUUCAGUUUCUGAUGAUGUAUUUUCUGCUAGUCAUGAUUAUGAUGACGGGUAUGAUGACGAUAAUCAAGGUGGUACAGGCAUCAAAGUUACUGAAGUGACUACUGAAGAAAAUGUUGAUGAUUAUCUUCAUGACGAUGCUAAUGAAGAACCUGAGGAUGCUGAAAGUGAGGGGGAGCCUGAUGAUACAAAGAAUGUUGAUGAUAGUGAUGAUCAUGUUUCAAGACUAAUUCUACGCCUUGAACAUGGAGUAGAGGAAGGAGAAAUUUUGCACACUUAUAUGUUAGGUGAGUACUUAGAGAUGUCACAUAUUGAUGAAAACAAUUUCAACUUUGAUUUUGAAGAGGAGCUGAAUCAGUUUGAUAUUAAUUAG